Messenger RNA from Melampsora larici-populina 98AG31, 1644 nucleotides. RefSeq lists its product as uncharacterized. The transcript has 4 exons. Gene Ontology annotation, molecular function: transmembrane transporter activity. Gene Ontology annotation, biological process: transmembrane transport. Bases 1 to 1644 code for a protein of 547 amino acids. The record is from RefSeq and is a predicted model, not a curated record. NCBI's taxonomy places the organism in Eukaryota, Fungi, Basidiomycota, Pucciniomycetes, Pucciniales, Melampsoraceae. Gene Ontology annotation, cellular component: membrane.
AUGGAUAUAGACGAUAAAAGAAAUUCUAAAGUGGUUAUAGAUGAAACUUUCAUAAGUACGGAUCAGCCACUUACAUUACCCUCAUCGGAAGACGAGAAAGCUUUGGCUGCCUUGGGAUACAAGCAAGAAUUCAAACGAGAGUUCGGAUUAUGGACAACCUUUGGAGUGAGCUUUAGUGUGAUGGGAUUACUUCCAAGUUAUGCUUCAGUUAUGCUCUAUGGUUUGACUUAUGCUGGAACUGGUGGAAUGGCCUGGGGAUGGAUAGUAGCUAUGAUACCAAUCCAAUGUAUCGCAUGUAGUCUAGCAGAAUUAUGUUCAUCAAUGCCAACAAGUGGUGGACUUUAUUAUGCUUCUGCAGUACUUGCACCCGAUGGAUUUGGACCUUUAGCAGCUUGGUUAACCGGAUGGUCAAAUUGGAUUGCACAAAUCUCCGGUGCACCUUCUGUAGAUUACGCACUUUCUUCAAUGAUUCUUGCUGGUGUUUCAAUCACACAUCCUACUUAUACUCCAACAAAUCCUCAUACAUUUAUCUUAACUGCAGUCAUUAUGCUUAUUCAAGCUACUAUCUCUUCACUUCCGACUAAAACUAUCGCAACCUUGAAUGGAUAUGGUACUUUGUUAAAUUUUGCGGCUCUUUUUAUCACUAUCUUUGUUAUACCACUCGCCACUACUCGAGCUGGUCAGGUCAAUCCAUCUACAGGUGAGAUUAUGAACCGAGUAGCUUCAAGUAGUGAAGUUUGGGGUAGUAUUCAUAACGGUACAGAUUAUCCAGAUGGAGUUUCAAUCCUCAUGUCUUUUAUUGGAGUCAUUUGGAUCAUGUCUGGAUACGACGCAUCAUUUCAUUUGAGUGAAGAAUGCUCAAACGCAAACAUCGCAGCUCCGAGAGCAAUUGUGAUGACAUCCAGUAUCGGUGGUAUCAUCGGUUGGAUCAUUCAAAUCAUCGUGGCUUAUACUAUCAUCGACAUCGAUCGCGUGUUGGACUCAAGUCUCGCUCAACCAUGGGCAGCUUAUCUCUUGCAAGUCUUACCUCAAAGGGCAGCACUAGCCAUCCUAUCUCUUACGAUUGGGUGUAGCUUCUUUAUGGGCCAAGCAUGUAUGAUAGCUGGUUCAAGAGUUGCCUAUGCAUAUGCACGAGAUGAUUGUUUUGGUCCAUUUUCAAAAAUCGUAAAAGUGGUCAACUCAAAAACAAAAACACCCGUGAACGCAGUUUGGUUCAAUACUUUCAUCGGCAUUAUCAUCCUUUUACUCGUCUUUGGUGGACCUUUGGCUAUCAAUGCAAUCUUUUCUAUAGGCGGUAUAGCUGCUAUGGUAGCUUUUGCAAUUCCUAUCUCUAUGAGAGUUUUCAUUCGAAAUUCAAACUUUCAAAGAGGUCCAUGGCAUCUUGGAAAAUUUGGAAAACCAAUAGGUGCUUUAGGUGCAGGAUUUGUGGCAUUGAUGGUUCCGAUUAUGUGUCUUCCGGCAAAAACUGGUAGUCGUCUCAAUGCGGAAAACAUGAAUUGGACUUGUAUGGUAUACGGAGGAUGGAUGACUUUUAUUAGUUUAUGGUGGAUUUUUAAUGCUAAGAAAUGGUUUAAAGGACCCAAAAUUCAAGAAACAGAAAUUAUCAGUUACGAAAUUGAAAAAGGUUUUAAUAGAAACCUAUAA